AUGGCUGACCGUGGAAACUGGCGAUUCCGAGGCGAAGGCCAUACCAGCAAGCGAGGCGGGUCGAAUAACUUCGGGACCCGUCAUCAAAGCGACAAAAUCUGCCGGCAAUUCCAGCGUGGAAAUUGCACUUACGGCUCUACUUGCAAGUUCUCUCACGACCUGACAAGAGCUAGCGGAUCUGAACCUAAUCCUACGACUGAUGAUUCGAGCACCCGGAAACGAUACUUUGACUGGAAAAAGAUCCUGAGAACGAAUUCCAUCGGUGUCAGAUCCCGGGGAGGACAAGAAGAGAUCCUUCGACUGUGGGAAGGAGCGGUUGAGAUACUUGAUAGUGGAAAUACAGGGGACCAGCAGCUCCUUGUCAGAGACCUCGUGGAUGAUGCCCUUGAUGGACACGGGUUCAUCCUGGCAACUAUUGAUACCACCGGCCAAGAUUGGAGUCGCCGUAUUCCUGUCUAUGUUGAGCCAUUUCUCAAAGUCAUUACCCAUCCUUCCCUCUUGGAUUGUCUCUCCGUUGAUUCAUUUGUUGGUACCAUGUACGCAACCUUCGGCGGCCCGAAUGGAGAUCGAGCAAUCGGGUUUUUGGAAAGCGUUUGUCGUUUCAUGAUAAACAGCUGUGAGCGAAAUGGCAAUGAUUGGACUCUUGUCACUCCAGAAAUGGUGAAGUUGUUGUUGAAUUCCCUGUAUCAGCUUCUGCGCAGGGUCCGACGGGCACACCUCCAUGAUGACCUCCCUUCACUUCUCGGGUCAUUGGACGAAUUGGUCCACAAAAUGACCGAAGUAUGCUCCAAGGCUGACCUCGAGGCGCUUGAAAACAGAAUAGAAGUCAUGCGAAAUGUGGUCGCAAGCGCACACCGCAGUCUUGUUCCAGCCAUAGUACCAGUACCCGAAGAGACCAUCCACAGGACCGGGGCUAGGCUAGCUCAAUCGACGUUUCCAAUGGAUAUGGAAAUCCCUGGUGGCAGACACGACAAUGACCUUGCAGAAAUCUCGCAGAUUCGGAUUCUUCCGACACAAGGAGAAAUUGUUAGUGACAACUCGGAAUAUCUACCAUCCACCAAUUUUUCUCAGCCGCACUUCAUCGCGGAUCCUAUGCUACGAUACGUGGACUCCACAUUCCGACUUCUGCGCCAUGACAUCUUCGGUUCUGUCAAAGAUGUGCUUCGAGAUCUACUGCAACAAGACUGUCCCAACCCCCACCUAUCGGACAAGGACACAAGGGCGCAUAUCUACACGGUAUCAAAUGUUCAGCAUGUCUUCGUUAAUGGAAAAAAUGAGCUUGAAGCGACAGUAUCCUUCUCUGCCCCGCCGCAACUGCGCAAAAAGUCUCCUGCAGAGCAAUGCAGAUGGUGGAAAGAUUCCAACCGACUGGAAGAAGGGAGUCUGGUGUGCUUCUUGACUUCUGAAGGAACCUAA
This is a messenger RNA of Penicillium psychrosexuale, 1416 nucleotides long. Its product is annotated as zinc finger CCCH domain-containing protein. Bases 1 to 1416 code for a protein of 471 amino acids. The record is from RefSeq and is a predicted model, not a curated record. Gene Ontology annotation, molecular function: metal ion binding. NCBI's taxonomy places the organism in Eukaryota, Fungi, Ascomycota, Eurotiomycetes, Eurotiales, Aspergillaceae. The transcript has a single exon.